CAACAGUAUCAGAGAUGGAGUCCAUUUAGCUCUUGAUAUUAAUGGUCGUUAUAUAAAGCGUAGUGGCUCCUUGUUUCAGUAUCCUGAUCCCACGACUAGUAAACUGAUUGGAUCAUUUGAAGGAGUGUCAGUCACAGCUAUUAGUCACUUCCCUUUAGCAGCUGGUCUUCUGGUUGGAUACAGUUUUGGCGGUUUUCAGUUGUAUAGUCUCCUUGACUCCACUCUCCUUUAUUCCCUCCCUCUCCUUAUACGCCGUUUGCCUACCCCCGUCACUCACUUUGCUGUUCAAGAACCCGAGAACGAUCCAAAGAACUUUCUAUACGUUUGGGUAUCUCGCAACGGCCCCAAGGCACAACAUGUUUUUGGUUCAUCUCCUUCAGUCACUAUGUACCAGAUGGGUUUUAAGAAGAAGACGGACUACCCCAAUACAGUGUUAUACCAAGUGAUUGAAGGUUGCAACAGAAGAUUCGAGCACACAAUGUGGCCAUACCACAAUACCAGUGCAGUAAUGGUCAACUCCUCUACUAUAAUGAGGGUAUUGCCGCUAGUAAAAGGUACUUCGCAUGUUUCAACUCCGCCCAUUGACAGUACGUUGGUGAUGUUUAUGUGUCGCGGUGUGGAGGAGGAGGGACGAGGGAUGGUGGCAAUUUUUGAUUUGAAUGGUUGGUAUAACUCGCAGAUGCCACUGCAUCCUGGCUGGAGUGACACUAACAAAUUAGGUCGUAAAACUUGUCCUUUUCUAAUUCAGUUUGAAGUAUCAAUGGAUCACGGUUGUAUUCUGAAUUGUUCUACCGGUCUGGUCUCAGUUGAUAAGAGUGUAUUGUUCCAGGUUGAGUCUCGGAGUUUUCUAGAAUCACUAUCAAUGAGUUUUAAUAUCAUCUCAAAUGAAGAGGUCGGCAUCUUUCAAUUGGAAGGUCUUCGUUCUCAAGUAAUCACAGAGUUACUAACCCAUGGUCCAGCAGUGAUGUCCAACCCACAGCACUACCUCUCAGAGCUACAGUGUGUCGGAUUGGUACCAAUACUGGGCGGGGCAAGUGAACCAGGGUCUAGUUUAGUGGGCGGAGUCAUUCAAGGACUGACUGAGAUGCAAUAUUUCAUUCUAUCCGUCUGUCUUCAGCAUGGACUUCAGUCUGUACUUAUGGGCGUGGCUGAGUCGUGUGUUGUUGCUGGUUAUCAGCUGUCAUUAGAGAAUAUGAUUGAAUGGAUCAGGAAGACGGUAGAGGAGCUUGUAACUGAGAAGAAUAACCUGAUUGAUAGACUACUCUUUGGUGAUGAGUUCCAUCCAGCUGUUCUAUCUUACGCUAAUCUUCUUUGUAAGUGCUUCUCUGUCCUUGUUAAAGUGAUUGAGACACUCUCUACUGAAACUGAUGGAAGCAACGAUGAUAUCUCAUAUCUAUACUGCACUGCUAAUAUACACAAUGAGAUUAUGAAGACGACUCACUGGUUAAUGGACACAGAACUCCUUCCUCAUUUAACAGAUGCUGCUAUGGAUUGUGAUGCUUUAGAUGAUGAUCGCUUUGUUUUUCCUUCCAACGAACUAGCAAGUAGAUAUGAAGACAUUUCUGACAAGAGAGAAAAUUUUGGAUUGGCUCUUGAUCAUUUGAUUCGUGGUUUAGAGUUUGUUGAUAAAGUCCCGUUUCACUAUCCAGCAGCAGAUAUCAGUUGUUUAUUGAAAGCUAAAGCCUAUCCUGAUUCACUCUCCCAGCAGUUAAUAAUAUUGUAUAUUUUAUUGGACGUGGCCACUCCUCCUGGUGAUGCUACUCUUGCUCGUCAGUAUUGUAAAAGUUUUCACUUGGACUGCAUUGAUCUGGCGGUCAUGAUCUGGAAUAUAGAUCACGGGACUGUACCACCAAACAUUACUGAUAGAAGAUUGAUCCAGUUUGAAUCAAUUUUUGAACUAGCUGUUUUGCGUCUCUUGUCCGAAGGUAUGGUAUCGGAAGCCAUUGGUUACCUCUUUGAGUGUAAGGGUGAUACCUACCCUCACCUCCGGAUUAGGGCCUAUACUGCCGGGGGUAACGUCACUAGAGCUUCAAGAAUACUGGAGUCGUCUGUUGAUUCUGAUGAUUAUGGAAUGUUAUUGGAGUGUUUUGUCAACAGUUGUCUCAGUCACUCUUCCGAACACGGACUUAAACUUGUACGGAUGCAACUACAUGACAAGCUACUGGUGAGUUAA
Messenger RNA from Amphimedon queenslandica, 2173 nucleotides. RefSeq lists its product as uncharacterized. Lineage: Eukaryota; Metazoa; Porifera; Demospongiae; Haplosclerida; Niphatidae. The record is from RefSeq and is a predicted model, not a curated record. The transcript is spliced from 21 exons. The coding region runs from base 386 to 2173 and encodes 595 amino acids.